AUGACUGAUCAAAAUGUGUUCGAGCGGAUGAUAAGAACGGCCAAGAACGGGGCUAGGACCACGUUAGUAUACAUGAUCGUUCUUCCCUUGAUCGGCUCUGCAUGGACAGCCUGGGGUGUUGGGAAAAUCUUCAAACUCAUUAAACGAUACAACCCAAAGAGUAUCCUGGAUAGGAGACGAAGGCUCGCAAACUGGGAGCUGGAACCAUUCACCCGUCCUCGCGCCCUCACAAAUCCCCUGAGCGGGAAUGUUACGCAGCGCAACUUCAGCCAACUACAGUCGAACUUCUUCAAACUGCCUCUCGAGAUUCGGCAGCGAAUCUACCGCGAGUCCAUUGAGCACACGCGGCCAAUCCACGUUUGGCGAACCAAUGAGCGGUUAUGCAGUUUCGACUGUGUCGCUACGAAUCCAGGUCGGAUCGAUGGCAACGUUGUCCAUUGGCGUUGCUCUCCACCUCUUGACCGGAAUGGCUUAGUAGCAGCGCUUCCUCGGAAAUGCCGUUCGUAUCGAUUCCAGGGACUGUUAUGCUCAUGUCGUAGCAUAUACUCUGAAGCACUUGAUGCUCUCUAUGGUGGUAAUGCUCUUCACUUCGACGACCCGUAUAACCUUCACAAGCUAGCCGAAUCUGCGCCCCCGCAAAGGUUGGCCUCUAUUCAGUGUGUGCAUCUAGAGGUACUCGCUUUCCACAAUGGUCAGGCGCUUUCCGGGGUCCUCACGGACUGGAAGAAGGCCUGCAUUGUUUUAGUGUGGAUGACGGGUCUGCAAAGGCUACGUGUGGCAUUGGGCGCGGAUCAUCCGGAGACAGACACUCCCAAUCCCCGUGUGGGGCCUUUUCUAGAGAUAUUGAGAAAGGUAGAGGCCCCUGAAUUUCUGGUGGAGAUUCCGUCCAAUGCAACUCUGGAUGGUAUGACGGUUGAAGAUGGAUUUCCUUUUGUUCUGGUGCGCAGAGAGUGGUCUUAUGGGGAAUGGACGCAAGGAGGUCAGCAUGAUGAUCCUCGGGUUCGACAGCCAUGUUUCAGCAUCCUUCCCCCAAGUAGGUAG
Penicillium daleae is the source of this 1041-nucleotide messenger RNA. RefSeq lists its product as uncharacterized. The record is from RefSeq and is a predicted model, not a curated record. The transcript is spliced from 2 exons. NCBI's taxonomy places the organism in Eukaryota, Fungi, Ascomycota, Eurotiomycetes, Eurotiales, Aspergillaceae. The coding region runs from base 1 to 1041 and encodes 346 amino acids.